CAGCUCAUUCUGUCGAAGGAUCUUGUAAAGACCGAAGGCCACAACUACGUGACACUCAGCUAUUGCUGGGGUAGCGCAAACGAUACGGCCCGUACCACGAAGCAAAACAUAGCUCAGAGACUCAAAGCGAUCUCAAUUGGCAACUUGCCUAAGACCAUACAAGACACCAUCAGAGUGAUGCGCGCUUUGGGUGUAAAAUUCCUGUGGGUAGACGCCCUUUGCAUCGUACAAGUCCAAGAAGGGAGCAACAAAGAUUGGGAGCGUGAACUCCGCAACAUGGGCAAGAUUUACAGACACUCUGUGCUCACAAUCGCAGCAAGCGGUGCGAAAAGCAGUGAAGGUGGGCUGUUCCAUCUCAGACGAGCAGCUCGCUGGCCAGUAGAAAACUACUACCUCGAGAACGAUGACGAAGCGCAUGAGCCUGGAGGUACCGGUGGUCUUCUAAAACCCUCGUUACCAAUAUGGGAGCUUGCAGUAAAUCGCUCAGCUCUUGCUCGGCGUGGUUGGGUGCUACAGGAGCAAAUGCUAGCAUCGCGAACCCUGUUCUGGACGCAAGAUGGACUCUUUUGGCGCUGUGCAGAACUGACCGCCUCCGAAUAUGAGGAAGAGAUGGAGAAGCGGCACAGACUCCCAACGUUACAAGCGCUUGCGCAAGACAUUGUGGAGUUCGAGACAACUCGACGCACACGAAGUGUCUGGACGAAACUCCUAGAAGAAUUCUCCCAGAAGAUGCUCACAGUGGCUACGGACAGGUUACCAGCCGUUGAAGGUUUGGGAACUGAUGUGUCAAGAUUAACUGGGAAGAAGAUGGUAAAGGGGAUUUGGUCGCAUAAUUUGGUGCACGAGCUCGCUUGGAUGGCAGACUUCAUGUCAUCCAAGCCUGCUCGGUUGCCAAAUAUGCCCUCGUGGUCAUGGGCAUCAGUCGACGCGAAGCUA
Molecule: messenger RNA, 936 nt
Organism: Macroventuria anomochaeta
Lineage: Eukaryota; Fungi; Ascomycota; Dothideomycetes; Pleosporales; Didymellaceae
Product: HET-domain-containing protein
Exons: 2
Source: RefSeq, a predicted model, not a curated record